Messenger RNA from Spirometra erinaceieuropaei, 19114 nucleotides. The record is from the annotation of a GenBank genome assembly. Lineage: Eukaryota; Metazoa; Platyhelminthes; Cestoda; Diphyllobothriidea; Diphyllobothriidae.
AUGUGCUUCAGUAUUGCUGCUGCUGGAGGCAUCUGGUAUUUUGGAUUUGGAAAGUACGCAGAUGUUUAGUUCUUUGCUAACUAUUCUUUAGUGGGCGAUCGUUGGACGAAAAAAUAGAGAAAUACUUUGGGAAGCCGUCGGAAGUAAUCGACUUCUUUCCCCAAAUACUUUUACUUUAAGCAGAAAUGUGUUAAGAAAGUUGAUUGUUUGUCCCCUUCUGUAGGGGAAGAAAUAGAGGAGACAACUGGUAAUGUCGACGCCCCAACCAAGCCCAAGAACAGUUUUCGAACACGCAAGGUAGGACACCCUAUCCUUUAAAUCCAGUCUCAUAAUAAAGCGUUCAGCAAAGCCUCUUCAUCAGGAUGUAGAAUUUGCAACCAAUCUUAAAAACUAGACCUCCAAGCAUCCCAAAACCAAGAUCGGGGGCCAAUUCGAAAUACAAGUCUUGUUAAGAACCAGGAAGAUAAAUGCACCUAACGCUCUAGAUUGGGAAACCAUUCUUUGAUCUUUAAUCCCUCCUUAGAUAUACCAUCUGCAUUCUUGUUUGUGUUCCCCAGGUUUGAAACCUCUAUUAUAACCUUAACCACCUAUGUGACGUUCGUCCCUAUAUUCGGGCCUGUUGUUCUCACUAGGACGGUUAUUUAUACUUUGUCGCGGAAUGUUUCGUUAAAUAGUCAUCGCAUACUCGACAAACUUCAUUAGUUUUUAUGCUUUCGCCCUCCUGAUUGAAUGUUUUUUGGCGUCCGGGAUUGCUCACGUUUUACCUUUUAAAUCUCGAGUUUGUCUCACAUCCGUAUUUCUUAGUCUCAGUCAGUUUUGAUCUCUUAGACUACCAUUUUAUAAACAAUAGCUUUUUAGGCCAUUAAAAAAGUGAACCCUAUUUGGUUAAGGGUUGCAAUAUCUGUUAUUUGCCUUUCGCUUCCGGAUAAUACAUGAAACUAUUCGAGUACACGUAUUUCCUAACUAAGUAACCUAACAUCUGUGAUCUGCACCGAUAUGGACUGAGAAUGAGCAGUUGAUUGUUCGGUCGCGGUCUACAAAAGACGGUUGACGGCAAGUAGCUAGCGAUAUCCGCUAAAAUUAUGCAACAGACCACGGGCUUUCAAAAAAGCGAUUCUCAAAUCACAAUGUAAAGGCAUGGAAACGCAGAACUGGGGGAGGAUGUAUGCCACUGCUGGCUAAAAUCUAGAUACCCGGAGAGGGACCUUACCCAGGAGAUUAAGUUUUUGCUGAGCAGCCUAGGUUUCCACUUAGAACCCCCAAGUCUUAAGUCAUUCCCACUUAAGUGCUGGAACCGCCGCAGGUAUACCUUUCGCCGAGUUAUAACUGCUGGAAAUGGGUUUUCUUUCCAAACUCCACUACGACAAGUAAAGUGUGGGGACCACGCUUGUUAGCAAUGUCGUUGAUGCUACGAAGAAAGGUGUACGGAACAUAAAACCCUGCUGUUCGAGUUUUGUAAAUUUAUCUCUUUCCGUAAUAACAGCCUGUAAUAAUUGACCCGACGAUGUCAACAUAGCGACCAACUGAAAAGCCGAAAUGGACUACCCAAAAGCUUUGCAUAGAUGCAUUUACAAGUCUAGUUCAGUUGCAUAUGGACCAAUUGGCAUUUCGAUCAUCUGAUGUAGUGUUUGAUCGAUCGGCCCUUGCUCCGACUUUGGCUAGACCCUCGUGAAUAGGGGUAUAAUUCGUUGCCGCGCCCACCAAUUUUGCAUUAUUAACAGAUCAGAGUCAGUUUGUUGAAAAUAAAUGUUACAUGUCAGUGACGCAAGUACGAAGGAGCAAUGAGUCAUACACCGACUCUUGAGGAUACCCUUUGUGGAAAUAUAGUUAUCGCGAUCUUCUCAUCCGAACGCGCACAUUUAAGGUCCAAAUAAUUACGUUAUCAGUUAGUGCCCAGCUUCGUACUUUUUCCACAAACAGCCGACAAUCUGUUAACACAUGCUCGCCAUUACAAAGCCGCUAGAUUAGGGUUUCUACCGUCAUUAGGAAGUUCGUAAGACCUGAUUUCUCUUUGAGGAAAUUGUAUUAAUUGGUUGUCUAAAGUUUAUUCUGGUCAAAUAAGGAUCAUGUGCGUUCGCGGAGGACUUUUAGCAUCAAUCGACAUGAUAACUUAGUAAAACGACUUGCACGCUUUCACCCCAAGCCGGUUAUAUGUUGUAGUCUAAAUAAACCUCGAGUAAUCAUCCUGCAUCUUGGUCAGCGUAGGAGACAAGAGACCCGAGAAAACAGGUUUUGCAUAUUAUCAUAAUUUAUGGCCACUUAGCACAUCCCGGGAAGACGAGUUGCUCGUUAGCCUAGCUGCUGACUACCCGGUGCGUUCACAGGUGGCGGAUAGUAGAACGGCCUUCAACGAAGUUUAGCUGCGAAAUAAGCAGACCCAAGUCUGACCAAUAAGCAGUCGCGGACAAGCAGGGACAGUACUACCAAGGUGUGGAGGACUGAGGUCUGGCACGCUGGUCGCCUUACAAAAAAGCCGCAAAGCCCAAUGGCGGCACUGUGACAUAGCAACCGUAAACCGCCAUUAAAUAACUUUAUUUGUCAUCGCUGCUGUGUUGUUAAGCUUUUAGGCCAAAGUGUUAAAGGAGGCAACCUCGAAAAAACAAUCCGAGCGGCUGUUUAAGACGCCUGUUUCCAAAAUUUCCAGGAAACCUCGUGAAAUAUGCUCCACUACAAUAUUACGACCCAUGCUACGGCGUCCGCGAGAACCGACCCUGUUACAGUGGUGCAGGCGAAUAGUAUGCGAGCUGGACUACCUAAAGGAGAACAUACUCGUAGUAUUGGAUGCCGGGAUGUGCGAACUUUCCAGGAUCCUGGUAUCUAAAGUCUGACUGCGCGCAGCCCUAAUCAGUACAACGUGGAUGUCUGCUGCCCGUCUGAAGUCCGACAUCCUGACUCAGGCUCUCGGGAAACCAAGAUCCCGGGAGUCGACUCACACUCCACUCUGUAUCACAGAGGCCCGCGCGAAUCUUCUGGUAGACACGGUGUGGCGAUCGUCAUCUCGCAACAGACGGACCUCGCUUUACUUGCUUGGGAACCAGUCAAUGACUGGAUGGCCUACGUGCGACCGAAGGGUCACCUCACGAACAGUUCUAUCGUCUGUAUGUACGCACCAACUUCAACUGCCGAACAUCGCGAUAACUAGGCGUUUUACUCGCAGCUGCAGUCGUUAGUUGAAAGACCCCCUCGCCGCGAUCUGGCGAUUAUUGCCAGGGUCUGGAGUGGCCGAAAUGCACUUGGCGACCCUACAAACAGUCAUCUUAUUGGUCGCUUUAGGCUUGGUUCUCGGUAUGACAAUGGCGAGAGAUUGCCAAACAUCACUGAUCAGAACAGAUUGCUUGUCACUGACACGUGCUUCCAGCAUCGCAACAAACAUCUGCUGACCUGGUAUUCAAACAAAGGUCAUACGAUCAGUCAGAUUGACUACAUUCUAGUCAGCUUAAGGUCACUCAGCUGGGUUCAUGAUAGCAGAUCGAUGCGUGGUGCCGAGACCGGUAACGCUCAUGGGUCGGAUCAUGUCCUCGUUCGUACACGCUUGAAAGUUCACUUCUCAUCCGCGUUAAAAAUGCCACGUGCCAAACACCUCGAUGUCGCAAAAAUCCAGCAACCCAGCACUGCCGAGGCUCUGAGCAGAGAAAUCCGGUCCUGUUUUUCCACCCGAGCCGACGGAGAAGGCAGUAACCAGUGGUCGUCAAUAAGUCUAUGGAGCACCCGUGAAAAUUCUUGGAUAAACCCAACGACGCCACAGUGAAUGGAUCAGUGAAAAAACCCUGCACUUGUCUGCUCAGACGGCUCGACCCAAGUCCCGUAAUGAUGAUUCCUCCCGCCUACUUCGGAAGAUGACGGAAAAGUCGGCCAGGGAUGAUCGGAAGCAAUAUUGGGCUGAAAUAGCGACCUCGACGAAGCAGGCCUCGAACUUUGGUGACACUCGAAAACUCUACCAACUUAUCCGCCAGGUUAGUGGUAAGCCCUAUGCACUGAGUGAUUCUGUUCGCGACGUGAAGGACAACUUUACUGCUGACAACUCGUCCAAGAGCAAGCGCUGGCAUGAGCACUUCGAGUGCCAUUUCAACUUCGAUACCCAAUCCACCACGCCCUUGUUCUCCCCUGCAGCGGAGUCUCCUCCCCCUCCAACCUAUGCAUUGUCAGGAGACCCCCUUGUGAAGAAGUCGCCGAUGCCAUACAAAGGCUACGCAACAACAAGGCACCGGGUAAGCACGGUAUACCCGCUGAAAUUUACAAGUCUUGUGUCGACACUCUGGCGCCCUGGCUCCAUGAGUUGACUCAACAAGCGUGGAGAGACGAGGUUUCUCCUGAUGACCGGGACUCAGGUAUCCUUGUAACUAUCCUAAAAAAGGGAGAUAAAACAAGAUGCGAGAACUACCGCGACCCAAGUCUCAUCGACUUUGUUGCGAAGAUCCUCGCCAUUUUCCUUCUUAGGCGAUUUCAGGCUGUGCGUGCCACUCGGACGAGGCCCAAUCAAGCCGGAUUUCGUGCUCGAUGUGGAUAUGCGAACCACGUAUUCACACUGAGGCGCAUUCUUAAAUUCAGCCAUAGCUACCAACGACCGACGGCCGUCUGUUUUGUUGACUUUGCUGCCGCGUUCGACUCCGUCCGUCGUGGGUCCCUGUGGUGGAUAAUGGCAUUAGAUGGUGUAUCGCCAAAAAUCCUCACCAUGGUCAAGGCCUCUUGUCGUUCCACCGGUGCGCAAGUUAUGGUCCACAACAAUCUUUCCCAACCGUUUGGUAUUCGGUCUGGCGUUUGACAGGGUUGUAUCCUGUCGCCCAUUCCGUUUAACUACGCUAUUGACCGGAUUCGCGGAAGGGCCCUACACGAAGAUGACGGUAUUGAGCUUGCACCCUGACACCGGCUGACUGAUCUCGACCAUGUCGAUGGCAUGGCCCGACCAGCUUCAGGUUUAGGUGAUCCGCAGCCUAUGGUUUCACGGGUGAACGAUGUCGCUAAAUCGGUCGGUUGGCCCAUAAAUGCUGAAAAGACCAAAUUGUUUUCAAGCUGAAUCCCGGACCAGAAGAAGGUAACACUCGACAUUGAUGGCCGUCAACUUGAGGAAAUAAACAGGUCUAAAUACGUCGGGGCGAGGCUGCUGCCGAAUGGGCAGAGUAAGGACGGAAUUGUAUCCCAAAUCGAUGCCUCCUGACGGGCUUUCUUAAACCUUAGACGAUGCCUAUGGAUCCGACGCGACACCUCCUUUGCCACUAAGAUUCGCGUGUACCGUGCAUCCGUCCGAUCUGUCCUCCAUGGUUGUGGAUGUUAGACUGUGCGCGUGGAGGACAAGCGAAAACUGGAGGCAUUUGACCACCACUGCUUGGGGACCAUCCGUCGAGUGGAGUACAUCGACUUCGCCUCAAAUGACACAGUUUGCAUUCGCUGCGACAGCAUCGCACAGAUAACCCAGGCCAUCCAAGAAAGACGACUGAGGUGGUUUUGGCAUUUUCUUCGUCGCUCACCUAGGAGCUCAGUGUUACUGCCCUCGACCCGGCACCGUUAGCCAAGUGGGAGCGUUGAAGGGGGAGUCAACCGAAAACCUGGCUUGACAGAUUUCGUCAGGAAGUGGCGGUGGUUCUUGGACCUUCGGUAUUCGAUCUUAGUUGUUGGCAGAGAGAAUGGGUUGAACUGUCCAGAUGUGCUGCCUCAGAUCGUCACACGUGGAGAGGUACAGUUCGGGACACCGUCGAGGCCAGCUAGGCCAGGUAUGAUCGCAGCCGCACCGCGAACAAGUAACUACGCCCUUAUCUGUUGGUCGCUUUGUCGUGACUGCAACCUUGUCUUAGAAGAACUCAUUUUGAAUACAACGCGUUAACUGCAUCAUGUCGACCACUCUCAUUCCUCUGCAUGAUGAUCUACUUAAACCUCUGUGUUCAGAUUUUACGAUACAUUGCACGAACAUUGUCGACUUGGUUAAUGGAUUUCCAUUGCAAAAAAGUAGUCUAUAGUCUGUUGAUUUGUCACUGCCAAGUCUGGUGAAGAUUGCUACCUUACCUAUAGCGCGUCCCUCCUAAGUUUCCUAGAAAGUUUUCGAAAGCCUCGAAGGUCAUUACCGGAAAUCUUCGAACCCAAUCAGUAUUCUGCGUUUUACGGUUCCGUGAUAACUGACCUCUGCUGCAGAUCUGGUGUUUUCCAAGCGCUGCCUACGCCUGCGUGUCUACUUUUGAGCUAGGUGAGGCCUACCGGAGGAAUUGCGGUAAUCCCCCUCGCGUAGGCUGUUUCUUCUCAAUCCGUUUCCGUCUUCCGCAGCUUUUCUGAGCGGAUGCUAUGCUGUCUCAAGAAAUGUCUCCCGCGAACGGUAGCGACCAUACUAAGGCCUUUUUAAACUCUUGCAGCUUCUGUUAGCUCAACAGUAAAUACGCAAGUGUAGGUAUCCCUAAAAACACAUGAGUUGCGAGAAAUGUCAUCUUGGGGUAAAUCACACGUGGUUGUUACCACGGAAACGUGGAUCUCAGGAUGCUGUUUGCGCUCGGAGAUUCCCAGCAAUGGCUUUUCGAAUGUCCGAAAAAUACUUUUGGUACUCGCAACGCACGGUUUUAUCCCUCCACUCUUGCAUAGACAUCGGUCAAAGCGGGUCUCUUCUCAUAAACAGCAUCGCCUCUCUGCAGCAUAAUAGGAAAGUGAAUUAUAUGUUGCAUACAGUAAUGUGGUUUUCUAUAGUUUAUUAAUCCUUGCCUGAAAGGUGUCCGGCCUGUUGUUACAAGACACUGGAGUGAGAGGUUUUACUAACUAAUAUAGUCAUUUCUGAUAUGGGUGACUGCUCGCUUCUCCAAGUCGCCAAUUUCCCAUAUGGUCCCGUUGUACAUGUGAUCCCGCAGUGUUAAUACCUCCUGGACCUGUCAUUUUUCAAAUUCCUUAAACUUAGCCACAUAAAUGCUCACAUCCAACGAUACCAAUACCGACCGUUUACGCAGAGAAUAAAGGCCAUUAUGUCCCGUAAUCAAAAAGACCUCUCGUCAGAGACGAAAAUAAUCUCCUUCGUAUGCAGACCUGAAAAAAAGUUUUCUAGACCUUCACAAAUAUAAACACUUGAUGAACUAAACAGGAAGGGCUGCAAUAUUUGAGAAGACUGUCACAUGUUGAAGUGUGAACCUCCCUAUAACCCUGGGAGUCGAGGUUUUACUUGGCUGGCUGUCAAAUAUGGUGCGUUUGCAAAUCAGGAGCUCCAGUAUGUUCCACGUCUUCACGCUUUUCUGCCGUGGUGGAUUUGUGUAACUGCAUGCCUCAUAGGCCCCGCCAUUAUUUAAAUUACCAAACAGUGAUCCGAAUAUGAUUUACAGUCAAUUUUUACUGCCUUCCAACCAUCUAACCAAUACGAUUCUGUUGCUCUUUUAGUUUAUUGCCUACGAAGACCGAAUUAGGGCGUAUUCGACGCCGGACAAGAUAUUUCGCUACUUCGCCACCCUGAAGUGCAUCGAGGAGGAUGGAACAGGAGAGAUCUACAUGACACCUGAUGACUUCUUACGUGCAAUCACUCCCGGUAUGAAACAACCAGAGGGACUGGAACUUGAUGCAUUCAAACGCUUUGAUCCCAAGGUACGUUUCGUCCAGUCACUCGUGUGUAUGCUGUCGUGGCUACCUCCAACUCCAUAAUCACUGUCACAAACCCUGUGACGACGUCAGCGAUGGCUAGCACCUCUCCCACUUUCACCAACACUGAGACACUGCCGACGCCCUGUCAGCCAUCACGCCUAGGCGUUGGCCCACGCGGCGCCACCACCUGCGCCCAAUCUUGUUUGCGGUCUUUGUAACUCUAUCUCGACACGGGGCGAGGAGGGUGGAGGAAGAGAGAGUGCAGUUGGUGUCGCCCAAGUCUACAAUCACUACAAACGGCUUCGCGCGCAAGUCUCCGUCAGUGCGCCCACCCUAGUUUGGGACUUGCGGUUGUCGUCGUCGGAAACGACUCUCCAGCUGCCACUCUGGCCAGCAUGCUUGAUUCCCAUCAACGACUUAUAUCGUAUUGUUAACAAUUAAAGAACAGUGGUAGACGGCAUUGGGAUUUAAACGCACGCGAGCAUUUAAUAGAUAGGGACAAUUGCUGUCAACCUCACCCACUGAGUCCUCCAAAUCAAAAAUGCAACAUGAAGUUCGCUCGUUUAGCUCUCUGCCAAAAACUGGGCAUUCACUUCGUGGGUGAAUGCUGCAUGGAAAGACAGAAGGAUGGGCGUACGCGGGCGCAGUGACUGGCAAGUCUAACCGACUCCUGUGCACAUCUUGCAUCCGACCCGGAUUUCAGGGCAAUGAAGUCCGGUAUCUCGCAUAAGCGAGUGUCAUAAGGCUUGAGCAGAAGAGGAGCCGUUGCACUCUUGUUCAAAAGCAGGCAGAGUUAUCCCGUUAUCUGGUAGCCUUCUCAACAAUGACGGUUGACUCAUGAUAGUUUCGAACGCCCUUUACGGCAGUUGACGUAUCUAAGGCAGUGGUAUUCGAAAUUUUGGAAGAAGUGUUUUCGAUUACAAACGAUUGCUUAAAUGAAAUUGUAAUAUCGAUUAUUGUGCAGCAUACUUCCAGAAGAUUUCAGUCACGUAAUGAUUCCGACUUCUGAAUGCGCCUCUUUCCGGCUGCUUGCAAAAAUACCACUCGCUACAAAGUGUCUACUUAAGCAUAAUGAAUUUUAUCCAGUGACUUCGGUGCCCUGUGAAUUCGAAUGUAUCUUUUAGAGAACAUGCACAAAAUAUCCAUUUUUUUACUCAGUAGGUAACAAAUUACGUCUUUUUUAAAAUUUGUAUUUUAAAGAAUGGAUUUCUUACAGUUUAAAAAUAAGGUUGUAAUUAUGAGAUUUUCCAAGACCAUGGAGUGCCCAUUUAAAUAAGGACUCAUGCAGACUCGACGCAACCCGACUCACAUAUUUCGUGAAUCUUUGUGCGGUAGUGAAACCGUGUAUAUUGAUCAGACGAAAGUAUUUAGCAAAGAGAAUGGUCUAGCCAUUCAAACAUGCAAACCAGAGUUCGUGGAAGUCAAAAAACAACCACUUGGAGUUCGUCCAUAUUGAGCAAUGUUAAGCACACCAAACUGCAAUGGAAUACACAAACUCCGAAUCACCAGUACGAGCUUUAUACAGUUGGAGGCCGUGUCACUGAUAGUUUUUUGAAGACGUGGCACAUCUUUUCACGAUGUUCGGGUCCUCACUUCCUUCAGUUUUCUGCAACCUUGUGCAUUCCGAACAUGAAUUCUCCAGUAGUUAUAUGCCCCUCAGAAUUCCAUACAUUCUCGAAGCGUUCCUCUCACCGACAUUGUCUGCGGGCACAGAUUAAAUUUGAGGGCAUAGAACCAGGGUUAUCUUUUCGAGUAAACCCCGACAUCGUUGAAGGCUGUUGGCAUCCCGCCACGACCUCCCUUUAUUUGUGUUUUUACUCUCGUACAUCUGAGCAUGAGGGCCUUAAGAUAGGUCAGAAUGCAUUUAUACCUGAUCUUCAGCCUGUCUAGAUUACAAUUACGAAGCGUUCGGACGAAAGCCAGACCAGUGCUUCACAAGAUAACAUUUGGGGGACGAAGCUUUUGAUAGGCGAAAACUCCUCGGUGAAUUCGUCCCACAGAGACGUUUUAACUUUUGACCUGUGCAACAAGAUACGGUGCACUUCGUGUCACUAUCCAUCGUCUCUGAUAUACUUUGGCCGUUUUCGUGAUAACUGCCCUUUUUACCUGAACUGCAAAAGUCACAGACUCUCUCAUUUAAGAACGAUUAAUUCACCUUUAAUCUCCGGAAUUGCUCGUGACUGCAGAAGUCACAGUCUUCGCAAGUUUUUGUAUAAAACCAUUACGAAGUUGUAAUGGUGCACGUUUUCGUUUAUCUUUGAAUCUACUUCCUUAAUACUACACUGGGAGACUCAACAUUCUAUGGGUUGAUGGGGUUUUGUAGGUCGCCACACACAAGCCUUAGUCCAUAGAAGCUUUCUAACAAACAUAUAUUAUAAACCUCCAAAAAACCGUUCCAUAGUUGUCUGGCGUUGUGUAGACACCACCUUUGCCAUUCUCAAAAAACAAUUUUACGUAUUUCUAGGUUUCAUGAAUUCGGUCUAUAAGUACAUGCAGUUCACAACAGAAUCCGAAUUAAAUAGAAGUGAACUGUCAUUCUUCGGUGCAAGACUUAUUAAAUGAGAACAAGACUUCUUCAAAGAGCAACUGGCUGACAACAGCUCACCAAUAAACUGAUCCGCAGUAGUUAAAGGGAGGACUCUAAAGCGGCAAACAAUCCAACCAGCGAGUGUCUGUUCUAUAUUUUAGUAUCCAUUGUACCAAACAGGAGCCUGAAUUCGGGGCUUCUAACACCAUCAGAAACAGAUGGAAAUGUCAAAGCUCCAUCGAAAGAUAAGCAGAGGGGCAAUCUUAUCUGUGAGUUAGCCUAGCUUGUAUGUAGCAGUCAGCAUCGGACAGGCUGCUCGCAACCUAAAGACGCACAUCGACGAGCACAAAGGUUGUCUCAGAAGAUGCCGAUUACUAGGGGUAAGCAGCCUAAGGUGAUUGCAUCCCCUGAAAGCGUGGCUCACAUCGGGAUCACACAGUAGAAUGCGGACUUCAAACAUUCCCAUGUUUUUUUACAAGGAUGGGACCUCCUCCUGAGACGAAUGCUCGCCGAGCAAAUCUUCAUUGCCACAGGAAAGGUUUGCUGUAAAGGGCUGCUCUACACCCGGCCGGCAAUAUGUGAACUAACAAGUAGCCCACACUUGUUCCUAUUUUGAUUUUUUAAGGUUUGGAACGUUUUUUAGUCGACUUUCCUCUUGGUUUCUCGCUCCUACCUUACUAAACUUAUGCAGUAACCGAUGAGUGUUUGCAUUUCCAAUCACCUGUGCCGAUGAAUCCGGCGGUUCCUCCCUUUGUUGACCGUGACUCAGCCAAAUUAGUUAACUGACCUGACUGCACUAACCAAAAACCUGCUCCCCUUGUGGUUUCACAACACCUUUCAAUAAGCCUUUCUUGGUUCACUUUUUACACACAUUCAGUGGUGUUCACCCUCUCUCCUUGCCAGCAGCGUUUGCUCGGCGACCUCCCUGACAGUUUAUUUGUGUAAUUUCAGCACGACAAACUGAAUCUUUCAAUUCCUAAGGAUUCCAUCUUCUAUUGCCUCGACGAGAACGCACUGAUAUCUUUCACUGACUUCGUUUUCCUCCUAACCGUUAUAUCAAGUGAGUACGUUCUGCAGAUUUCGCCAACUAUCCUUACUUUCUCAAUAUUCGGAAACCCAUAGAUCGCUUCAUUAUGGGUUUCUAAGUUCUCGAUGCACAAGUUGACCCCCGCAGAUCUACCUGAUUCCCUCAGGAAUUCCCGUUGUCGUCUAGCCGCUUGCACUCCAAACCACCUAAAUCGUGGCCGUGGACCGUGACAUAAUAGAAGCCUUGAAGAGGGCCGGAGUAAACUUGGUCCUUUGUCAGGUGAUACAGACCAGUUACCACUCCAGUUCAAAUAAGACGUACGUUGCGUAGCCUGCCCUCGUGCCGUUGCUAGACAUCUCUUCCUUGGACCAGGACUUCAACUCCCCUACACCAAGCUAUUCAGGAGAGUACCCUAGCCGCCGCAAGCCACAACGAUCUCCGUGCGAAGUGUCUAUGGGAAAACGAGGAAGCACUUGUAAGGGAUGCUGAUAAACCGUUCUUGAGCAAGUACGCCUUAGCCUAUUACGUAGUGGCCACCGUCCAGACCUCUCCGAACGAUAAAAGAAUAUAGGUGUCCUUGAUGGUGCCUGCUGAAAGUCCCGCAUUGGGAUUGAGCCCACUGAACGCCUACCGAUGGAAUACCUUCCAUCGCGUCCGGAAUCUAGAUUAGAACGUGUAUCACGACUUCCAACCCCGGGAUGACGCUGAUCAUUGAGGAACAACAAUAAAGCCUGAGUAGUAGUGUUCAGUCAACUGACUCGGUUAGAUUUCGGAAUUUUUUCGGUCUUAUCAGCCCUAAUGACUGCAGUCGGUUAACUGCCCAUUGAAAAUAGAUGCAAAAUCGCACAGAACGGGUCUGUAAGCUGGCCGUUUCGAGCGGACACAUGUACAUUUGCGAAGUCCAACCGCGAGAACCCUCUAGACUUGGUUACUAAGAGCCGACGUCAAAAGUAACUGAAUUAUUGCUACAAGAGCAGAUUGAUUUCUCGCCAAAAGGUGCUAAAUCCAGAGAAACCCGACUGCAAUUAUCUAAAUCACUCAGUAUGGUUAUUCGUGUCUGAAUGGUUGGUAGGCAGUUGAAGGAACAUAGUAUCCUCCUACUAAGAAGUAUAUCAGGAGCGUUUGACCUUAACGUGCGGUGAAAUUUACAGUUUGGCCUCAAGAGGCGAGCAAUUCAUUAACGACAGUUCUUAACAAAUCCAUAUCUGUUCUAAAGAAACCUCUUCUAUUUCCGACUUCCAGCUUAAAAUCGACAACUUCAUGACGAGGAUUACCCUGCGGUAUCCGACAUUCCCUUACCACUACUAUCAUUUAUUCACCGGUCCUUUCCUCAACUUUUCGAUUCUUCGCGUGGCAGAUUUCAUGUUCCUUUUCACAUUGACCGAGCGAUUUGAUUCGCGUGCCUUAUCUGUUUGCUAGAAGUUGAGGCAAGACACGGUAACAGGAACCAUUCUCCCUAUUACGUGGGCCCUGCGCUAAUUUUCUUGGAGAUUAGGGUUAUGGUUAAAUCUAGGGCAAGGGUUAGCACAUGAGAAUAUUUAUCCUUCCAAGAGUUCUGCACAAGGCCGCCUGCAUUAGGAGGGGGCUCCUACUCCCGUGUCUUACCGACGUUUAUAUUAACAGUCCGUGUUUUGGAAUGGUCUUUUUUAUUUCUGCUGACAACCUUUAUUGUUUGUUCCUUCCUACUUUUUUCUCCAGCGCCACCGCGUCAGUUCGAAAUCGCCUUCCGCAUGUUCGACAUCAACGGCGACGGGGAAUUGGAUGCCAACGAGUUUAAUGUUGUGAGUUCUUCCGGUUAAACACUUUCCCGAAACUUCUCCAAAAGGAGUGAGGCCUGUUUCUCUUUGGAAUGGUCAUUGCUAGAAGGUCAAGGCGCCGGCAGACUUGCACAGCCGGAAAUUACCUUAACGAUGCUGAACUUGAGCUCUAACGUCCUGCCUUAUUAAUCUGCGGGGUACUUAGAUGCUUAAACUGUAACCCCAGCAUUGGAUUACUAACUUCCUGUCUCAUUUUCGAGUACUAUUUAAACCGGUGCUCCGGCCAGAAUUCCCAAACUUGUUCUAUGUUACUUUCCAUAUUGAACCCACUCAGCAGCCCCUUCCGUCGAAAAAACUUCCAGUGACCAUCCAAUUCGCGUCAAAACCUUCGACGCAUCUGUUUCAGGCUAUGCGCUGGGCUCGUCCCUCUGCCUUUUCGACAGCAUUAGCCAAAUCAUUUUCAUAUCCUUGAAUGCGAGACCGCACGUGAUAACUUAGAAACAUGCUUUUGCAUUUUUAUAAUCAGCAAUAUCAUCCACGUCACACCAUUGCCAUAAUAAUCAGCGUCAACGUCUACUAAUAGCAGUUCAGGACCAUAUCUCAGUUCAUGACCGUGCUUUCUGGUAUGACAGAGCUCUACAUUCUCGCUCUGAUAGGACCCGACAUAGCGAGAUACUUAAAAAUGUACUGUUGGAGACAGUCAAAAUCUGCACCCCUGAAAUUCCUAUUUACCGACUUAUGCAACAACAUGUCAUGUGUAGUUUAUGAAUCCUGGAUUUGUCUCCUGGGCAAAUAGCCGAGUCAAACCUCUACAGUGUUUAUGGUUCCACGCUGGUUAAGUCAGUGAUUCAGAUUUUUUAGCUUUUGAAUCUCAGUUCCCCUCCCCAUACACUAAUUGACGUCGGCCUGACUGCGGGUCUUGACUACGAAUAUUUUCGCCCCAAUGUUUAACAAUAUAUUACGGGCGUAGCUUUUCCCCGGCUGUUUGACUAUUCUUCCGAGCAUGUCAUAAACCGUAUCGGCUCGUUGUGUGCAUCCGUGCGAGUCCUUUCAUUUGAGUGGCGAUUCGAGUCUAAAAUCAAAUACGUGAAAGUCCUUGACGGAAAUGCAGCUUGGACUGGCGGUUUAUUCCCUUGCAUCUAUUUAAUAUGCGCUGCAGGUUUUAAAACAACUUCUUCUCCUACGAACUAAACGCCAAUUAUCAGAUUGCAGCAUGCAAAAUACGUCAUUUCACUUGUUUCUGAGCAUCCUACACUCUCCGUAGGCACUUAAUCGUCCAUCUGUCUAGCUAAGAAUUGGAUGUUGCCAACGGCAUUGUCUAACUAUGUGUCAAGGCAGUAACACACUUCUCACCUUUAAUCAUGAAGCGUAUUUCUGAAAUAGAGAUUCGGGAUAAGAACACUUGUUUGCGAACGAAAAACCGACUUAAAGAGGUAGACAGCGGUAGUACCGAGGUAGGCAUCUAGGACUCAUUUUACCUCGAGGAUCGCUUGUCAUGGUAAGGCCAACACGCGAUGAGGUUCAAUGUAAAAUAUGGUCAACGCGCCGAGGGCAUUUCAUGGCAUCAGGCUGGAUGCAGUGAAGUGGCCUACCCCACUACCCCCAGGGCUUCCGCCCAUGUCCCGCUCCUCGAAUUCCUCCAAGACGUGCACUCGUUCUUGGCAACUUACACUAUUCCUUUCCAUUUACUCAUCACUGCCGGACUAAAUGCGUGUGCCUUUUCGAAGGUUCGGACGGUAAUCCUGGAAACUACUGCUGUGGGCAAGCGUCAUCGUGACCACACGACCACCGGAAGCACACUGAAACCAGUGAGCCGUAGUGCUCUGCACAACUACUUCUUCGGAAAGGAUGGCAACGAGAAACUGACUAUCGCCAAGUUUAUCGACUUCCAGGCUCGUUUGCAACAGGAAAUCACACGUUUGGAGGUUAGCCUUUUUGCACCUAUCCCCUGCUUAUAUGAGUUACAUAGUUCAUAAGGUGUUAUGCCUGCUUGGGAUGUUCCUCUCUCAUUGUCAACCCUGGACUUCAGCUUUCUUCGACAUCUUAUUGGCAAGAAGCCAUGUUUAGCCAGACCCGCUUUGAUAGUCCUCUAUCUGAUCUGUUAGGGUUAGGUUUAACGUUGGGUUUAAUUUUACGUUUAAGGUGCAGGUUGAGAUUAUGUUCAGGGUUAGGGUUAGGAUAUGGGAAUAGGUACCCCUUCUGGAACUUAGCAUAAGGCCAUCUGUAUUACAAGUAUCCAUAUUCCCGCGUCCUACCCUCCCUUCAAUUUAAAGCUCGCUGACUCUUCGCAAACGUCUGUAACCAGUGGAAGUGUAUGUAUCACUUCAGUACCUUUCCUUUCGGUGGGAUUGCUCUAGCUGGCUGGAAAAAUUUGUCAACACGCCACACUGUUCGCCACCGACGUACAUUUGCCGUGCGUUUGGUCGGUCGGGACAGAAAUCUGGGAGGAAUGGUCAGAUUGCCGACAGCCCAGACGUCUGGAAACCGUAAAAUGACCUAAAAAGCCCUUCGGUGCCUAUCUUAAGUCGAUCGUCAGCCAGCAUUUAUUGCCUCUGUAGUUGUCUUGUCUAAUAGAGCUUGUCCAGCAUAACGUCAAAAGCUUAAUUUUUUGAAGUCCUCAUCCCAUUAUUGUAUUCCUCGCUAUUUUCAAGGAACUUUUUUCUCUGACAUUGAUAGUUUGAACGUCUCAAUCCCCAGAAUGGCUUAAUUUCGGAGCGUGCUUUUGCCAAAUCUCUACUGACUUAUGCAGGCUUUUCGGAAAACAGAAGAAGACUUAUGCUUCGUCGGGUAAAGCAAAAGUUUGAUACGGAUGAGGACGAUGAUAAUGAUGAUGACGAGGAGAAGCAGGCUAGCAAAGGGAAAGAAAAAGAACUUACGGUAAGCUUUUGCAUCUGCGCUCACACUCAGUUAAAUUAACGGAAAGGAUAGCGUGUGUGGCCCAUCCACACUUUAUUCCCGGGACAUGCGUAUUUAUUUAAUUUGCGUAGGUAUGUCAUGUUGCGGCCACUGCUAGGGCUAAGAUUAGAGUUAAAUUAAUGGGUAGGGUUAGGGCUAAGUUAAUGAUUAAGGUUAAUUUUAUGUUUGCCUGCCGCAUACCGUCCCACACAAUCCGGCCAUCAUCAAUCAAUGGCCGCGGAAGACCUGUUUUCCUGCUCUUAAUUCGCACCUUUCAAACUGCGCGGUCUGUUCCGGCACCUAUUUGGAGCAUCAAAGCAAUUGUGCGGCAGAAAUGCGAGUCUUCUCAAUGCCUCCCGUAGAUUCCGUUUGUUACCACCUCUAUCUGUUUGAAUCCACAGACAUAUUAGCUUCCUUCCCAUAUUACAGGAGUUUAUAUGCUCCACUUUUCAGGUGUGGUGACAUACCCAAAGGUCUGAGAGCGUGCGCUAUGCCAGUAUCAGCAACCCAUGGCCCUCGCAGCCUGGUAUGUGCUGGCAGUUUCUGACACUCGGUUCUCUGCCGGUAGAUGCGCUUGCGCUCCUGCUGGGUAUACAGAUGGUGGGCAUGGCUGCCCAGUCAUCAUCCUCAUCCUUAUGACCCCUGUUGGGGUCAUUUUCCGUGUGGACCUGAGGGUGUGGAGUGGUGCGAUAAGGUGCGGGCUUGACUGUGCCAUCGACCCGCGCCCUCCCCCUCCUCCGGUCUUCUUGACUCUCUCGUGAUGCCGGGUCCAAGUGGGGAUUGGGGAAGAGAGUGCUGCAGAUGUUGCACAAGUCUACUAUCACUAUAAACUAAUUCACGCGCAAGUCAUCGUGCCUGCUGCACCUUGUUAUGGAGCACUCGGUGGACAUCGUCGGAAACGACGGCCGAACUGUGGUGGUGACAUACGCUGUCGUUGCCAAAUUAGCUGUCCAGGCCACACUGCGUGGCUUAGAGCCGUCUGGGGUGAACCAAAUGAAUCAUCCCCUCUGCACCAAACUUACAAAACAUCUGACGUCCUUGUUUGACUGACUGGGCUUUUUAGAACUUUUGGAUUUCGAACAGACUAUUUGGGCUUCAAGAGUCAUUAUAGGGAAAAUGGAAUCGUCAAGAGAGACAUCUUCUCCGCAACUAAGUCAUAUUUCAGUUUCCCAAUGUUUGGCAUUCUUCGUCACAGGUUUCUACCAAUCACGAUACUCGCCUUUUCUCCGUUGAGCACAAAGAGUCUUUUUGCUCUCCUGAAUGCUUUUAUCGGACGUAGUGGAAGUUGUCCGCAUACCCCUCGUGCGCAGCCAACAAUACACCUGAACUCCUAUCCUCUCUUUAUUCCUAGGGAAUCAGCUUCAAGGAUUUCCUUGACUUUAGUCGACUUCUUCGCUCUAUUUCCGAUCUGGAUACCGCACUGACUUUCCACACCCUGGCCGGCGCUGCCAUCGAUUCGGACACAUUCCUGCACAUGGCCAAAGUCGUCGCGAAUGUGCAUCUCAGGCCGCACGUUGUUGAUGUCGUCUUCACCCUUUUCGACGAAAACGGUACCUACCCUUCAUUAUCACCAAAUAUAAUUCUAUUUUUUUAAUAUUUUCCCUGAUAUUGGUGCAUCCAGGUACUCUGAGGCUCCACAUUGGGACGCUGUCGCAAUAAAAAACCAAGACCUGCCUGCUAGCUCCUAAGAUUAAAGACGUGCAUAAAAUUAACAUUUUCAUGAACACCUGCGGCACCCUUUUGCUAGUUUGACUGUGAACUACCCGGUGCUUCCACUGGUGUCGUUUCACCAGUGGCCAUCAGCGAAGACUGACUUUGAAAUAAGGGGUUUUUGGGGCAUGACGGUGAAGUAGUUGCGGACCAUGUAACAGUGUCUGAGCAGCGAAUUAGAAAAUUGGCUACCUACAAGCCAUAGCGUAUUACAACAUUGUCAUUGUUACCUACUAUCCACCAGGACUUAACCCGCCGUCUGACUCGACCCCGACAUCCUAAAGUAGUGUGCCUGAGGAAUGGAUGACGACGUCCACCUUCGAACCCGGGAUGUACAGGAUGCCAUCCAGUAAGCCAAGGCUUUACUGGAGUUUGGAAAUUCUGAAGGACUGUAAUUCGCGCACCCCGGUUAGACUUGUCGAAGGGCCAAUGGCGCCGAGAAAACAAAUGUCGGCCAGGGCACUAAUACUUUCAUCAGUUUUCUGCCAGAAUAACAUGCCAAGGAAUUUCGAUACAUUAGAAUGCGAGCUCGCCUUUUCGGAAGGAAUGUAUUCAGUGCAACAAGCCCCUUCUUGGUUUGAAUUUGAAAAAAUUGAUUUCAAAGACACUUACGCCCAGGUGAUAUUUUAAAUAACUGAUGAGCACUUUGCACCGGAGUUUUUGACCUCAAUUUGUUAAAUAUACUUGUAAAGACCGGGAAAACAGCAUUUUUCCUAUUAAUUUCACUUUUGAGAGUAGGUUUGCGGUCCCAAAUUCAAUUUCUUGGAUGGCCUUUCUACAUUCGCAAUCUUACGCAGUGAUUCCCCAUAAUAGAUCGCUUCUAACCACGAGCAAACCAUGUGCAUACUGCUUCCCUACGUGAUCAGUAGUGAAGUCUAAAUGUGCUAGAUAUGAUCAAAACGUAUUUUAACUUUCGAAACGCCUGGAGUACAUUGUGAAAAUGUGAGACGCACUUUGAAAAGCCUUCAUUAACGCCUGUCAGACAUGAAGUCUGAGAAGAUGGUCCCAAGUUCUGUUCUGGCGUUUAUGAAGGGGCGCCAAAGUUCUCGACACAGUCAUUUUAAACCCUAUUUUUACAAAUUCCCUCGGCAAGGAAGCAUUUUACGAUCUAGCAUACUGCUGGGAAUUUGCACACCUGAGACGAACUCCAUCAAGUAGGUCGGAUUGCUUUGGAGAAGCUGAUCAUUUGUGUCAAUUUUGCUUAAAAGACUUGGAGAAAAACUAUCGCUGCUUUUCUCACCUUCAGAAAGCACGCUUCUGUCAUUUGGCAUAUUGAACUAACUAGUAUUUGGGCCAGUUAGAAAACAGCUACCUUUUAUUUGGACACAUCCAAAAUAAAUGAAAUUAACAGAGGACUGCUUUCUGUGCGGAUUUUAUAUACUGACAAAUCGGUUACCUGUAAGCCACGAUUAAUGUGCUAUUUCGUCAUACGCAUUUCCUUUGAAUUCCUGUUUUGUAUCAAGGUUACUGGUCCUCAUAUGCCUGACUCGAAUUCUCUUUCGGUUUGCAGGUGAUGGCCAGCUCAGUUACAAGGAAUUUGUACAAGUCAUGAAGAAUCGACUGCUCAGGGGUCUGGACAAACCGAUGGAUACAGGAUUUGUGCGCCUUCUUAGUGCAUUGCUAUACUGUACAAAGCAAGAAAUAAAACACAGACUUGAAUAG